Messenger RNA from Lampris incognitus (smalleye Pacific opah), 2545 nucleotides. RefSeq names its product cnksr family member 3 (gene cnksr3). Gene Ontology annotation, biological process: regulation of signal transduction. The record is from RefSeq and is a predicted model, not a curated record. Gene Ontology annotation, molecular function: protein binding. The transcript is spliced from 13 exons. Gene Ontology annotation, cellular component: cytoplasm; membrane. Bases 201 to 1844 code for a protein of 547 amino acids. Lineage: Eukaryota; Metazoa; Chordata; Actinopteri; Lampriformes; Lampridae.
AGAGAGAGGAGGGAGAGAGAGAGAGGAGGGAGAGAGAGAGAGGAGAGAGAGAGAGAGGAGAGCGAGGGAGGGGAGAGCGAGAGGACGGCGUGUUUCCAGCCCUCAGAUGGUGGUGGUCUACAGAAAAGUCAGAUGGACUAGCCUGCUCUGAGCGGGUUCUGAGCGUGUUCUGAGCGGGUUCUGCAGAGUCCAGUGUGGAAAUGGAGCCUGUGACCAGAUGGACCCCGCAGCAAGUGGCGGACUGGAUGAGAGGUCUGGACGACAGUCUGCAGCAGUACGUCUCCUCGUUCCAGCGGGAGGAGGUGACCGGGGAGCGCCUGCUGCGGCUCUCCCACCAGGAGCUCCUGUGCGUGGGUGUGUGCCGGGUGGGACACCAGGAGCUGAUCCUGGAGGCCGUGGACCUGCUCUGCGCCCUGAACUACGGCGUGGAGUCGGACAAUCUGAAGACCCUGGUGGGCAAGAUGAGGGCUGCGGCCAACAACCUCCGUAACGCCGUGUCAGAGCGCCGGAAGAACCCCACCUACCAAAGCAAGAACUCCCACAAGCCCUCCAACGACUUCCUGACGGCGGUGGUGGAGCUGAUCGGAGCAGCCAAGAGCCUGCUGGCGUGGAUAGACAGGACUCCUCUGACGGGCACGAACGACUUCACCUCCACAAAGAACAACAUCAUCCACCUCUGUCUGGAGCUCACCUCCACCGUCCAGAAGGAUUGCACCGUUUAUGAGAUGGAGGAGAAGAUUCUGGAAGUUUCGCGGGCUCUGACCGGCAUCAGUGAGCAGACGGUGCAGGCGACCUCCGACCCCUCACAGAGUCAGGUGGCGUGUCUGGAGGAGGUCCACAUCACCCACGUGAAGCCCGGGGAGGGUCUGGGCAUGUACAUCAAGUCCACAUACGACGGCCUGCACGUCAUCACGGGCACCACCGAGAAUUCUCCUGCAGACAGGACUCAGAGGAUCCACGCUGGAGAUGAGGUGGUGCAGGUCAACGGUCAGACGGUGGUGGGCUGGCAGCUGAAGCACCUGGUGGGGAAGCUGAAGGCGGAGCCUGACGGCGUCAUCCUGGUGGUGAAGAAGAGGCCGUCUGGAACCUUCUGCAGCUUCGCCCCCGCCCCACUGAAAAACCUCCGCUGGAGACCCCCGCUGGUCAAGGUACCCGGUCUCCAGAAAACACAACCCCCUGAACCCUCCUGUAAAGGGAAAGCGGCCAUCUUGGAUUUGUACAUCCCUCCUCCCCCCGCAGUAGCAUACACACCAAGGGAUGGCAAACAGAGCGUCAAAAUGAGGUCCAAGUCUCCAAACUCCAAUCUGGACAUCGGCAGGUCGAGGAGGUUCACCGUGGCCGACUACAACAGCAGGGAGUCAGCCGGCGCUGCUCCUGAACGCAGCCUUCAGCCAGUACCGGUCCGAAUGAGGCAACGGUCAUCAACACGCGGGAAACCUCGACCCGCCUCCAUGCCGGUGGACACAUGUUCGGGGCUGUUGGACCCGUCGUCCCGGGCAGGACCUCAGGGUAGAAGAGGCCAGGACGCUCUCCACAGGUACCUGAGCAACGAGCGAAUCCCCGCCAUUGCAGAGGAGGCCCCCUGUUUCCCUCUUCCGUACCGCCCGGGGGACCGGGGCCACAUGUUGGUCCGCGGGGUGGACCACAUCAGGGGCAGCCAGUGCUACAUAAAUGCCGACUUGCACAACAGUGCCACCAUCCCCUACCAGGAAGCAGCAUCCAAAAAAGGCCACGCUGCCCCCGACGUGGCUCCGCCCACUUCUGGUUCUAAACAAACGCCCUCUGGAAGCUCCGUCUCCCUGCUGGGGGGUUGGCUGGCCCGUCUGCGGCUCCUCAGUCACUGACGUUUGAAUUCUACUUCAGUUCUAUUUUGAGUUCAGCAGGACUGACGGCUUUAAAGGGACACAAUGGGACCAAAACUAUGACCUUUCAGAUUGGGGACAGUGGCUCUAACCCGGUCGCCCUACACACAGGGUGUGCUUACACGCCACAGACAGUCCUUCUUUACUUGUGUUAAAAUCUUCUUUUCAUAAAGAGUCAAAGCUCUGUCAGCAGCCUGAGACAAGUUAUUCAACUUCUUCUAAGAUGCCGUCUGUCUGCCCUGCUUCAUGACCAUCCUCUUAACGCUGUAACUAUCGCCCCCUUCUGGAUGAUUAACUUUGAUUUGAGGGCUGAAUUCUCAAUUGCUUUGCUGUCAAUAGGCUCUGUGUAUUCAACAGCAGAUAAUGCACCGCUUAAUUUUGUUUUCUGGAUAAACAGUUCGCUCAGAUAUCAGCGUGUAAACAAAUAAAAUUAUUCCACAGUUUACUGAGGAUCCGGACCCCGGAUGUGCUGAAAACUCAGGUUAUCAAUCAGGACUUCUCCCCCUCCACCUGAUUCAGGUUUCUCUUUACCAAGGUGACAGAUUUUUCAGUUUAUCAUAUUUGGGGUGUUGUAUUUACACCCACUAACAAAAUAUAAAAACCAGAAUCCUUGAGAACUGUAUUUAGCAGUUAUGGUAUAUGUUUCUAUGCUGUCAGAAGGUCUCUUAAGGAAACAAGCACCU